AUGGCUUCCUGUUACUUCAACCCAAUUCCUACUAGCUCUCGUCUCAUUUCAGCAGACUUAUCUACAAAAUUCAAGAUUCCAAAGCUUCUUCACAGGAAAAAGAGGUUUGGUGCCUUGUCCAGAUCUUCAAAAAUUACUGCAUAUUAUGGCUUGAAGACCCCUCCUUACGAACAUGAUGCAUUACAGCCAUACAUGAGUAAGAAGACAAUUGACAUACACUGGGGAGAGCAUCAUCGGAAUUUCAUUGAAGGUUUGAACGAACAGCUGGGAAAGGAUGAUAUACUAUAUGGUUACACCUUGGAUGAACUAGUCAAAGUGACAUACAAUAAUGGGAAUCCCUUAGCUGAAUUCAACAAUGCAGCUGAGGUUUGGAAUCAUGACUUCUUCUGGGAAUCCAUGCAACCGGGAGGCGGUGAUAUGCCCAUACUAGGUCUCCUUCAACAGAUCGAAAAGGAUUUUGGAUCAUUUACGAAUUUCAAAGAGAAGUUUACAGAAGCUGCACUCACGUUGUUUGGUUCUGGCUGGGUUUGGCUAGUUUUGAAGAGAAAAGAGAAACGACUAGCCAUUGUUAAAACUCCAAACUCCUUUUGCCCAAUUGUGUCGGGUGACAUACCAAUUAUCAAUUUGGAUUUAUGGGAGCAUGCAUAUUAUCUGGAUUACAAGAAUGACAGAGCAGCGUAUGUGAAUGUAUUUCUGAACCACCUUGUGUCUUGGAAAGCUGCAACGGAACGCUUGAUCUGGGGAGAGGCUUUUGUGAAUUUAGGAGAACCUAACGUUCCUGUUGCAUGA
Molecule: messenger RNA, 789 nt
Organism: Lathyrus sativus (Indian pea)
Lineage: Eukaryota; Viridiplantae; Streptophyta; Magnoliopsida; Fabales; Fabaceae
Source: the annotation of a GenBank genome assembly